Coccinella septempunctata (seven-spotted ladybird) is the source of this 1207-nucleotide messenger RNA. Its product is annotated as alpha-tocopherol transfer protein-like. Bases 254 to 970 code for a protein of 238 amino acids. Gene Ontology annotation, molecular function: phosphatidylinositol bisphosphate binding. NCBI's taxonomy places the organism in Eukaryota, Metazoa, Arthropoda, Insecta, Coleoptera, Coccinellidae. The transcript is spliced from 5 exons. The record is from RefSeq and is a predicted model, not a curated record. Gene Ontology annotation, cellular component: membrane.
AUUAGAUGUAGGCACACGAAGAGAAAACGAAAAUUCUAAUAAUUCUAAUGUGAAAAGCAAUUAUUAUUACUUUUAUUCUUCCUGAUACACCACUACUUUGAGGUUUUAUGCGCUGAUCGAGAAAGUAAAUGUAGACUCCGUGAAAGUAGAACGUCAAUGUUAUCCAAACGUUGUUGAGUAGAGUGCAGUGUUUACCAUCAUUGAAUACGUCCAAGAACUUCGAGGAAGUUGUGAUCCGGUAAAAUUCAUCAUCAUGAAGGAAGAUGUCAAAAUACUCAGGGAAUGGAUAAGUAAACAACCUCAUUUACCCCAAAACAUUCAUGACAUGAUGCUACUGAGAUUCUUGCAUACGUGUAAUUACAGUAUCGAGCAGACGAAGACCUUAAUCGACUUAUUCUAUACAAUUCGUUCACAGGCACCAGAACUAUUUUCCAAUAGAGAUCCUUCGCAGAAAACCAUCCAAGAUUGCUUCAAAGCGAUAGAUAUGGUUCCCUUACCGAAACUAACGGAAAAAAACUACAAAUUGCUGCUAUAUCGACUCGUAGAUCAUGAUCCCGAAAAAUUCACUUACGCAGAUUCAGUAAAAACGUUCUACAUGGUGUCGGACGUUAGGAUGUUGGUAGAACAAGAAUUUCCAGCAGGGGAAGUACCGAUAUUUGACUUGGCUGGAAUGAGCUGGAAGCAUAUGACAAAAAUGCCUCUUCCAAUCGUCAAGAAAUACAUGGUUUACUCGCAAGAAGCACAUCCCAUCAAACUGAAAGAAAUACACCUAGUUAAUGCUCCCACGUUCUUAGAUAGAGCGAUGGCUAUGAUGAGGCCUUUCAUUAAAAGCGAAAUAUUAUCCAUGUACGAUAAUAUUUUUUCAAGAUACACACCCACCCUCCAAAUUCAAAUACCCUGUUUGAUUAUGUUCCGAGAGAAUUGUUACCAGAGGAAUACGGAGGAACUAUCGGAAAAAUGUCCGAUUUGAAGGCAAUGUGGUUGAAAAAGGUUAUGGAACACAAGGAAUACUUAACGGACGAUUCGAGAUGGGCAGUCAACGAGACCAAACGAUCGGCGCAGAACGAAAACACUAAACCAGCAUUCGGCAUUGAGGGAUCUUUCAGAACUUUGAGUAUAGACUAAAACACAAUGCCAAAGAGUAUCAACAGUUGUUGCUCUUUGACAAUGCCUUUUUUUGAAUGAGUAAAAAUAAUUUUAUUAUGAA